Cydia pomonella (codling moth) is the source of this 3151-nucleotide messenger RNA. RefSeq names its product T-box transcription factor TBX1-like. Gene Ontology annotation, molecular function: DNA-binding transcription factor activity, RNA polymerase II-specific; RNA polymerase II cis-regulatory region sequence-specific DNA binding. Lineage: Eukaryota; Metazoa; Arthropoda; Insecta; Lepidoptera; Tortricidae. Bases 568 to 1665 code for a protein of 365 amino acids. Gene Ontology annotation, biological process: cell fate specification; positive regulation of DNA-templated transcription; regulation of transcription by RNA polymerase II. The transcript is spliced from 10 exons. Gene Ontology annotation, cellular component: nucleus. The record is from RefSeq and is a predicted model, not a curated record.
UUUAGCAUGUAGGCCACUUUGCUUCAUCAAGUCUUUCGACAAAUUUACUGUUUUAUUUUUAUUGUCAUAAUUUUAUUUGUCAGCUGAGAUUUUUUUCAUGCCAGAAAAAAGGGCAAGUUACAGCAAAGUCCCUUAGUGCCUCUGAAUAAAGACGUUACAUCGAAGUUCUUCACACCUAAUAAAUCCAGAAUUGAUUCCUCGCAUUAUAACAAAUUACAACAACACAAACUCAGGUAACGCGCGCAGUACAUAGCCGUGUCCAUAACGAUAAAUAAGUUAUUGUAGGCGGCGCAACCCAAAUUAACAAAUUUGAAACAUCCUUCCCUUUCACGUGUUUCAAAAGUAUACUUUAAUAGCCACAGGAUAAGAAUCAUUUUUCAAGGAUAGGGGAGAUGUAGAUGGGUCUCUUUUAGUAAUAAGGGUGUGAUGGGCGUGCCGGGGCGGCGCGCGCGCCGACGACAGAAGCGUUCAACUCGCGCGCACGGCCGCCUGCGUGCGCGCUCAGAUUAACGCGCAGAAAACUGAUUUAUUGUGUCGCGUUGAAAAAAUAAUCGGUCGAAUGUUGUGAUGGAGGGACAGGAGUGGCGCGUUGAGUGGCAGCAGAGGCAGAUCGACGGUAUAAUUCCAAAUGGGCAGUGUCCUCGCGGGGCGUUCAACUUGCCGCCGCUGGACCGAGCAAGAGAAUUAGAGCCGACUUUGCCGCCACUGCACAAUUCAAUAAGGGAGAACUCAGUAUGUCCGCGGAGCACAUAUUCGCCGCUGCAGGCGCUAAGCGAGAGCACCUGCCGGGACCACGGGGCGCCGGCGCCGCCCCCGCCUCAACCGCCACCACGCCUAUUCGUGGGCGCCGGCGGCGGUACAAGCGCGGCGCUUCACCCAGCAGUAGCGCGAUGUUCGGCGACCCUUGAGUUGUCUGCUCUCUGGCGCAGCUUUCACGAGCUCGGCACCGAGAUGAUAGUCACCAAGGCCGGCCGUCGCAUGUUUCCUGCAUUGCAGGCCAGGCUUUCCGGGCUCCUGCCUAACGCGGACUACCUUCUGCUUGUGGACUUCGUACCGCUCGAUGAUAAGAGAUAUCGAUAUGCGUUUCACAGCUCAAGCUGGGUCGUGGCGGGUAAAGCAGACCCAGUAUCGCCGCCGCGCAUCCACGUGCACCCGGACUCGCCCGCGCCCGGCGCGCACUGGAUGCGACAACUCGUGUCUUUCGACAAGCUGAAACUCACUAACAACCAGCUGGACGACAACGGGCAUAUAAUCCUGAACUCCAUGCACCGCUACCAGCCGCGUCUCCACGUGGUGUACCUGCCGGGUGAGGGGCAGAGCACGCCGGGCACAGUCCCGUACCGGACAUUUGUGUUCCCAGAGACGGGAUUUACCGCCGUCACAGCCUAUCAGAACCAUCGGAUAACACAACUGAAGAUAGCCAGCAACCCGUUCGCCAAAGGAUUCCGGGACUGCGACCCCGACGACUGUCCUCCUGAGCAAAGCCAACCUCGCGGCACCCCGCGUCGCCGAGAGGCAGCCCCAGAGCCCUGCCCGCAGUUAGCGCAGCCGUACGCCGCCGAGGCCAGCGCGUGCGGCCCGCUCUACGCCCACGCGCACCCCGUGCGGUACCAGCCCCACACGGCACACAAUGGCGCUUACAGCGCGUACUACGCGCAUAGGUAACCGCGUAGCGUCUACAUUCGACGCAUUGCAGUACGCUCGUUUUACAUGCAAGACUAGAACAACAUAGAUUCUCAUCUGAAUAGCCGUUUUAACAAGCUGUUUUAGUUUGACGCCUGAAGUUCACUGCAUGUACGACGCUCAUCUAAACUUGGACUUAAGCUUAACCUUAAUCAGAACGACAAAACUACUAAAGUAUGGACGCUAAGUACAAAGAAUUUCGUACAUUGACCCACCUGUUUCUAUCUCUAUCGCAUGCGAAUAAUUAUAUUGCUGUCCCGCUCGCACAUUUGCAUUGACGGCUGGCAUCGUCGGCGGGACGGCAAUAGAGGUAGGAACAGAUGGGUCAAUAUACGAAAUUCUUCGUGUUUAGCGUCUAUACUUCAAAAUGCCCAACAGCUUGUGAGACAUCAUAAGAUUCAUAACCAUAACGGUCCACAAGGUCAACUUUUUACAAAUAGAUCGCUAUUUUACUUGUUCAACAAAUAAAUUGGCACAUGAUGUGCUUAAGUAGGUAUAUAUACCAUGACGACCAUAAGUAGUAGGUACGUAUUGCAGUGGGCUCCUAGUAAAUUAAAUAAGAAAUACUUACUUGUAUGUAGUCGAAGCAAUGGAGUCGGCAACUGUCAAAGGUUUGUACAGAUGGCGCUACCAUAUACUUGUCUCUAGUUUUGUUCUAUGAGAUUUGACUUAAAGGGCUAAAUAAAACAAUAUACAAGAUACAUUUCAAGAGAUCGACAGGUAAACCUAUGCUUAUGGAAGGUGGAGGUAAGGAAUACAAUCUCCACGUACCAAAAAGUGCCCGUCACAAAACCUUAAAUAGGUGGCGCUACAAUACCUAGAAUAUUUGAAGAAAAAAUUUAAUUCAUAGACAGCGCAUAUUUCACUCCGCCAAUAACGCCUAGGUUCUUAGCUACUCUAGCGCUACUCUGGAGAGAUUUGGAACUAUUAUUUAUGCUGACAGCUGGACACUUUUGCAACAGUUCUGGAGAUGGAGGACUAUGGAGAUUGUAUACCUUACCUCCACCUUCCAUACCUAUGCUGGCGCUAUCUGUCAAAUACUUAGACCUGCCAACCCUAUUCUCAACAAGUAGCAAAAUUCGCUCGUGUGGUACAACUACGAGUAUACACAGUAUACACGAUUCCCAGUCGCUUUCACAUAACAAAAAAAAUGCACGUGAAAGUUGAUGCGUAAAUAGGUCAUAAACAUCAGAACCCUUAGCGUAAAUUUAUUUGAUAGCGUGACGUGACGUACGCAUUUGCGUUAAGUCUCAUUUUGUAUGGGAUUUAGAAACAGCGCGCCAAGCGGGACGUUUUGGAAACUCAAAAUCCCAUACAAAAUGAGACUUAACGCAAACGUGUACGUCUCGUUUCGCUAUCGAAUAAAUUUACAUUAGGGGUACAGGUUUACGAUUUUCUUGUAAAAAAUACACAAAGUUGAGGGCUAUCAGCAAUCCUAAUUUUCUGAUUAAGAGGGAAUACAGAAAGA